Austrofundulus limnaeus is the source of this 5281-nucleotide messenger RNA. RefSeq names its product cytoplasmic polyadenylation element binding protein 3 (gene cpeb3). Gene Ontology annotation, molecular function: mRNA 3'-UTR binding; ribosome binding; mRNA regulatory element binding translation repressor activity. The record is from RefSeq and is a predicted model, not a curated record. Gene Ontology annotation, biological process: negative regulation of cytoplasmic translation. NCBI's taxonomy places the organism in Eukaryota, Metazoa, Chordata, Actinopteri, Cyprinodontiformes, Rivulidae. Gene Ontology annotation, cellular component: cytoplasm; neuron projection; nucleus.
GAUGAUUUACUGAUGGACAGGAACAAAGCCCAGCUUCACCAGCAACUAGACCCGGCCCAGGCGGACCCCCCUCCCUCCACGCCGACCCCGUCGUCCGAGCCCUCCUCGUCGGAGCCGGAGAGCCCGUCCACGGAGAGCGGCCAGGCGGCCUCGGCGCUCCGAGUCUCCAUGGAGUCCCUGGUCCUGCCCGGGCUGGGCUUCCACCAGCAGGCCCCCCAGGAGCCCGGCACCCCGGUCUCCUCCCCUCCCUCCUCCUCGUUCGGGAGCACCUGGUCCACGGGGACCACGAACACGGCGGAGGACAGUUUUUUCCAGGGAGUACCCUCCGUCAACGGAACCAUGCUUUUCCAGAACUUCCCCCACCAGGUCAACCCGGUGUUCGGGGGCAGUUUCUCCCCGCAGAUGGGCCAGAGGAGGUCCCCCGUCAGCCAGGGCCCCUUCCCCCAGAGGAACGCUUAUCAGACAGUCCUGAACAACAGCAGGGGGUCUUCAUCUUCCUCGUCCUCGACCUGGAACAACCACCAGAACGCAGCCUGGACCGCCGCCUCUGGUCCCUGGAGCGGGCUUCAAGCGGGCAGGGACCCUCGGCGGGCCGUGGGGGUCGGCAUGCCUUCGUCCCUGAACCCCAUCUCCCCAAUGAAAAAGCCUUAUGGCAGCAACGUCAUUGCACCCCCCAAGUUCCCCAGACCGGGUCCGCUGGCCCCCAAACCCUGGAUGGAGGACGGCGUGUUCCGGACCGACAGCAGCAACAACAUUCUGCCCUUACAGGACCGGAAUCGGCCCUUUGACCCCUUUAAUUUGGUCUCUUUGGAGAAUUCCUUAAUGGAUAUGAUAAGGACUGACCAUGACAAAGGUAAACCACACCCAGCCAGCGGCCCACCCAUGACUAUCGCUGAUAUAAUAUGGAGGAAUCAUAUYGCAGCAGGACGUAUGGGACUCAACUUUCAUCAUCCUGGAGCUGAUCACAUCAUGACGCUCAACGGUCGCUCCUGUCUGUUUCCCUUUGAAGACGGUUUCCCUGACGACGGCCACAGCGACCCGUCUCUGACGCCRGGCCUGAACUCGCCGACCCGCUGUCAGAACGGGGAGAGGAUGGAGCGCUACUCCAGGAAGGUUUUUGUUGGAGGACUGCCCCCSGACAUCGACGAAGAUGAGAUCACCAACAGUUUCCGGCGCUACGGGCACCUGGUGGUGGACUGGCCCCACAAAGCUGAGAGCAAAUCCUACUUCCCACCCAAAGGUUAUGCUUUCCUGCUGUUCCAAGAAGAGGUUUCUGUUCAGGCCUUGAUCGACGCCUGCAUAGAAGAAGAUGGGAAGCUCUACCUAUGUGUCUCYAGUCCCACCAUCAAAGACAAACCAGUCCAGAUCCGUCCCUGGAACCUGAACGACAGUGACUUUGUCAUGGACGGCUCUCAACCUUUGGACCCUCGUAAAACCAUCUUUGUUGGGGGUGUGCCUCGGCCCCUGCGUGCAGUGGAGUUGGCGAUGAUCAUGGACCGGCUGUAUGGAUGCGUCUGCUACGCCGGCAUCGACACCGACCCAGAGCUGAAGUAUCCAAAAGGCGCCGGCCGUGUGGCCUUCUCCAAUCAGCAGAGCUACAUCGCUGCCAUCAGCGCCCGCUUUGUUCAGCUGCAGCACAAUGACAUCGACAAACGGGUGGAGGUGAAGCCGUACGUCCUGGAUGACCAGAUGUGUGACGAGUGCCAGGGGGCGCGCUGCGGCGGUAAGUUCGCCCCGUUCUUCUGCGCCAGCGUCACCUGCCUGCAGUACUACUGCGAGUACUGCUGGGCCAGCAUCCACUCGCGGGCUGGCCGGGAGUUUCACAAGCCGCUGGUGAAGGAGGGGGGCGACCGCCCUCGACAUGUGUCGUUCCGCUGGAGCUGAGAGGAACCAAACCCACACCUGAAAUACCCCCCAGCAUGUCGGGAUGGUGCCCCCAUCUCCUCCACCCCAUGUUCAGACCUAAACUCAUCGUCCGGUGGUCACCUCAGAUAAAAAAAAAAAUGUAUCUCCUUCAGCUCACGAUUUGCACUAUGGCACAAGAUCUCACCAAUUAUCACACUGAAUGGUUUGUUGGACUCCUGGCUUCUUUCAGUUUUCUGUUCUGUUGACCGAAGGGUUUGGUACUUCCUGUUCGACCCCUCCUUUACUGAAACAGACUGGUCCCAUGCAAAUAGUUAGACUCUAUCUAUCUAUAUACUUUUUGUUUUGUAAUUAUCUAUACAGAUGAAGAUAUUUAAAUUUUAUGCAAAAGGAGCAUGCACUUAUUUUGAAAUUACUGUACGUAUUUUGCCCCUAAUAAAGAGAAAGGCUUACCAAAGGCUAAUUUUAAUAAAUAUAUACAGAAAAGCAAAAUAGGUGGCAUCAAAUGUAGCAAGGUUUAACUAAAUGUCUAAUCGUUUGGGCUCAUUCUGCCCAGAGUUUAAAAAAUAACUUUAAUAUAUUUGCUCUCGAUGUUAAUACCUCAUUCAAUCAAAUCAGUUUGCUCUCAAUUGCUUGUGUAUAUUUUUAUAACAUUAUUUUUUAGUGUUCUGUAACUGUACUGCUGCGAUAGCUUUGCUGCUAAAUCCCAUGUUAUGAAUAGAUACCACAAUGUACUUUAUUCUGAAAAGAAGCACCGGGUGUUUCCGAAUGACAGGCUUUUCUAUGAGGAUGAGGGGCUCCUAGACACUACGCUGGGGGGGUCAGGGUGGGUCGCCCCUAACUGCAUGUUUAUUUCAGUCAGGCUGCUGCAUGAAAGAGACUUUUCAGUAUCAUGUCCACUAUUUGACUCUGCCCAUGUUUGCACAAACACAAUACAAACGUUCAACUUGCACAAAACUGGACAGAAACAGGAGCUGGACUAAAGGAACUCUACACUGCUGAUAGGGCUGAGGGGUCCAUGUCCGGACCACCGGGGGGGUUAGAAAAAUGACUAAUAAUCACAAAUGAAAUGUAGGAUAACCUUUUAAAACUCUCUGAUAGGUGAAGUAUUUUUUGCAGUGAUUGUUGAUAUAAUUGUGCAAUUUUUUUAUACUGUAUGUAGUUAGAUCUUAGUAUGCCUAGAACUGUGAUGCGCUUUAACUGUCGUCCGAUAGAGAAGUCCUGUGAAACUUCAUAACUAGUGUGUUUGUGCGCGCACACACACACACAAAAAUACACACAUGCCUGAUCAGAAGAGACGCAGCAAACAGCAAAUGUGAGGGCUUUUUUACGACAAAAGAAAACAAAAACAUUUUGUUUGUUUGAUGGAAGCAUACGUUUAUGUUCCUGAAUGCAACCAAAGAGCUUGCUUUUCAAAGAGAAAUUGUAAUUUGAGGUCCCGUCUACUCAGCUAUGAAUAUUUUACUCUUUGAAGAGCUGAGAUGCUGCUGCAAGACUGUCCACAUUAUCGAAAACAAAACAAAAAACUCAACUUGGCUAAGUAUUCUUCCCCCAAAACGAUUAUAUACACACAAAGUUUAGUUUUUUUUAAUGGUAGCAUCUCGCUCUUCUGACUAGUUGGUGACUCAAAAUUGUGAUAAAAUUGGUAUUUCCAAUUGGAGUCUCACUCAGCUUGUUUUUGUGGCCAGUGAGCCAUGCAUCCGCGUUUUGAGUUGACAUUUUUGAAAAAUCUUUCCAAGACAUGCUAAAUUGUGUUCUAGACUGAGCCCAUUAUUCAGCUGCCGGCAUCGUACCCGUCUCAGCCUGCAUUGUUCCCAGCUGCUCUAAAGAUUGAUUUAUUCGACCGGAGUACAUCUUAGAAACAAUGACGGGCAGAAUUUAAACUUAAAACCAAGCAACAAGUUUGCGAACCUCUGAGAAUUUUUCAGAUUUUGGAGGCUUCCUCGUCUGCUAGCCGCCAACAGAGUCUUUUUUUUUUUGUUAUAAACUAUUUCAGGCGAUAAAGUUUAUUGGCAACAGGAUCGGAAUAAAGCUAGAUAAAGAAAAACUGUUAAAAACAAUUUCAUUAUUAUUUUAGAUUUUAGGAUGCAAAGUAAAAGUGGGCGUGAGCCAAAUAGGCUGCCCCUUUCCUAAAAAACUAAUCUCCUAGGUCUACACGGUUACACAAUAAACGCUUAAAUUCAUUUUUCACACCAAAAACUGAGCCGAUAUUGUAUUAAAAUAUUUAUAAAGGUGUAGACGGGGCCUGAAAAUGAAGCAUCAAAAGCUAUAGGAGACCUGAGAAUGACAAACUGAGCCCUACACAUGCUAAUAAAUGGGAGCUAGGUGAGGUUAGCAGAACAUGCUUAUGCGUGAGCCAGGGUUAACGCAUUUAUCUAGAUUAUCUUUUCCUGCGAAGCUUGAAGUAACGAACCUGCUAAAAGUUGUUUUAAUAAAAAGGUUGAGUUUGUUCUAAACAAAAAUGAGAAUACUGGUCAUGUACUCACAGAAGCUGAAGCACAGACUAUGAUCGGCUCGAAAUUUUGGCGGGAAAAUGGUCAACAGGAGAGGGGGCUGCAUUCCCCCUCAUUGUAGUCGUAAACUGUUAUUUUCAUCUAUAGGAUGUUUUUGUUUCAUUUUGUGCAAGGUAAGCUAACUGAAACUAAGCAGAGUUUUUUUUAUUUUUUUACUGACAAACUAAAAGCUUAACAUGAGUAAUAAUAAGCAUCUUUAUUUAAACAAAGAGAAAGUUUUGGGUAUAUUUUGUGACUUUCCUUUCCCCUGCCCCGAUAGUUUUCUACAUUUUUUUUCCUUGGCUAUGGUAGAUAUUUGUUGUGCACUACAUUUUGUAUCGAAGCAGCAGUCAGCAGGUUCUUUUGGCUUAAGGACAAAAAAAAUAAAAUAAAAAAAAAACUGAAAAUAUUUUACAAUACCUCAGUUUUGAAAUAUAUUGGGAGAGAAAACAUAUUUUCUAAGUUUAUUCAGAUUAAAAAUAUAUUAAUUUAAUUCUUUAAAAUAAUUGAUUUAACAAGGUUUUUAUUUGUUAUGCCCUUUUUUUGCUCUUAUUGAGAAUUUAUUGUUUGAAAAGACAAAUGAAGGAGCUUUACAACUAAUAUAAUGAUGGAGUUAGUGCGAGUAUUGUCUAUUUUAUUGCAGUGGAAGCAAAAGAGAACCCACCUGGUUGAAUCAGUCAAUUUUACAGAAGUCAAAUGUCAGGUGCUCUGACUUAAAACUGAUUUUCCACCUUUUUUGUAUAUUUAUAAUCAGUCAUUUACUGUGUUGACCAGAGUUGAGAAAAUAAAUCUUCUGUUUUAUUUUUUUAUGUUUUUUGAAAGCAUGCUCUCUUUUGUUUCGUAAAAAAUAACUAAACAAAUACCAUUGUUAUGAACUGUUAAUUUGACAAAGUUGGUGAAAAUAAAAACCUGUGAAAGUCACUGAA